This is a messenger RNA of Cyclopterus lumpus (lumpfish), 5695 nucleotides long. Its product is annotated as protein unc-13 homolog B-like. The transcript has 40 exons. The coding region runs from base 207 to 5006 and encodes 1599 amino acids. Gene Ontology annotation, molecular function: calmodulin binding; diacylglycerol binding; phospholipid binding. The record is from RefSeq and is a predicted model, not a curated record. Gene Ontology annotation, biological process: neuromuscular junction development; synaptic vesicle priming; synaptic vesicle maturation. NCBI's taxonomy places the organism in Eukaryota, Metazoa, Chordata, Actinopteri, Perciformes, Cyclopteridae. Gene Ontology annotation, cellular component: neuromuscular junction; synaptic vesicle membrane; terminal bouton.
UAAUGGCGUGGCCGUGGCGGGGGGCUGCCGCUCUCUGCCCGAGUUCAGCACCGGGGAACCACCUGUGAACACCCGUUCGGAGCCGACCGGCUUUUCGCAAAGUGACUUUUACCCCCUGCACCGAUGCCGGACGGAGUAAAUCUCCGUUAAGAGUGGAAACAGCGUGAAACUGCUGGACCUGUCGCUAGAAGAACGAGCGCUUUGCCAUGUCGUUACUGUGUGUCCGAGUGAAAAAAGCCAAGCUCCAAGGACCACCAGACAAGUUCAACGCCUACGUGACGCUGAAGGUGCAGAAUGUCAAGAGCACAACCAUCACAGUGCGGGGCGACCAGCCCUGCUGGGAACAGGACUUCAUGUUCGAGAUCAACCGGCUGGACCUCGGCCUCAUCAUCGAGGUGUGGAACAAAGGCCUCAUCUGGGACACCAUGGUGGGGACGGCUUGGAUUCCUCUGAACAGCAUCCAGCAAUCAGAGGAGGAGGGCUCUGGCGACUGGAUCUUUCUGGACGCGGAGGUCCUGAUGAAGGCGGACGAGAUAUAUGGCACCAAGAACCCGACGCCCCACCGCGUCCUGCUGGACACGCGCUUCGAGCUGCCUUUUGACAUCCCAGAUGACGAGGCGCAGUACUGGACGGGCAAGCUGGAACGCAUCAAUACCAUGAGAAUCCACGAUGAGUACCCUCUUCAGGAUGGCGUUCAGAGUCCCCCGCUGCCGUUCGCGGCCUCCCAGUGCUCUCUGGAUGACCAGGACAGUGCCGUGGACGACCGGGAUAGCGACUACCGCAGCGAGACGAGUAACAGUCUGCCUCCGCGGUACCACACAACGGCUCAGCCCAACUCCUCCGUGCACCAGUAUCCCAUGGGGCCUCGGCAGCAGCAGCAGCAGCACCCGGACUCCUGCACAGACUCGGUCCACAGCUUUGACCUGGACUACAGGGACCAAAGGGGAACCAGUCCAGUGGAAAGUAGUCGCUUUGGGUCAUCAGGAAACCUGAGCCAGACCAGCUCCCAGCUUAGUGAGACUGGCCAGGAGAGCACUGGAGGGUCUGAACUAGAGGAGUCCUUCCACGCCUACCACAGUACCAGCUUCCAUCCCUCCACCAAUGGGCAACCACGCACCAAUGGACAUCCUCCCACCGAUGGUCACUCUGCUGUCGCUGCCCAUCAGAAACAUGGGCCAACUCCUGAAGUCGGACGAGGCCUGGGAAAGGACAUUCCAGCAGAGCGAGGCUCCUCUAAACUGCUACGGUUCCAUGAUGAUGGGCCGCCUUUACCAUUUUCGCCAUCAAGAGUUCGGUGGUUGAAGGCCAUCAAUAAAGUCAGGGUUCAGCUCCGGGAGGUCCAAGAUGAAGAACAACCCAAUGCCAGACAAGCAUGGAUCAAACCAGGUGGCGGAUCUGGUCUGUAUGGGAUUGACAGUAUGCCAGACCUGCGUAAAAAGAAGCCCAUCCCCUUGGUCAGCGAUGUGUCUCUUGUCCAAGCCAGGAAGGCGGGGAUCGCAUCUUCCAUGGCCGCACGGUCCUCAAUCAAGGAUGGGGAGCUGAAAAACCAUGUCUACAAGAAGACCCUGCAGGCUCUCAUCUACCCCAUAUCCUGCACUACACCACACAACUUCGAGGUGUGGACCGCCACGACGCCUACAUACUGCUACGAGUGUGAGGGGCUGCUGUGGGGAAUAGCCCGCCAAGGCAUGCGUUGCUCCGAGUGCGGGGUCAAGUGCCACGAGAAGUGCCAAGAGCUGCUGAACGCCGACUGCCUCCAGCGUGCUGCGGAGAAGAGCUCAAAGCACGGUGCUGAAGACCGAACUCAGAAUAUCAUCAUGGCCAUGAAGGAUAGGAUGAAGAUCAGGGAAAGAAACAAGCCAGAAAUCUUUGAACUCAUCAGGGAGGUGUUCAUCAUCAGCAAGGCCAUCCACGUGCAGCAGAUGAAGACCAUCAAGCAGAGCGUUCUAGACGGCACUUCAAAGUGGUCCGCCAAGAUCACCAUCACAGUUGUUUGCGCCCAAGGACUUCAGGCAAAGGACAAGACAGGAUCCAGCGAUCCGUACGUCACCGUUCAGGUGGGCAAGACCAAGAAGAGAACCAAGACCAUUUAUGGCAACCUCAACCCUGUCUGGGAGGAGAAGUACCACUUCGAGUGCCACAAUUCCUCGGAUCGCAUUAAAGUGCGCGUGUGGGACGAAGACGAUGACAUCAAGUCGAGGGUGAAGCAACGUCUGAAGAGGGAGUCCGAUGAUUUCCUCGGCCAGAGCAUAAUUGAAGUGCGAACGCUGAGCGGAGAAAUGGACGUCUGGUACAACCUGGAGAAGAGGACGGACAAGUCGGCCGUUUCGGGGGCCAUUCGCCUGCAAAUCAACGUGGAGAUUAAGGGCGAGGAGAAAGUGGCACCGUAUCACGUGCAGUACACCUGCUUGCACGAGAACCUGUUCCACCACUCGACCGACAUGCUCGGCCAAGGCGCGGUGAAAAUCCCGGAGGCCCGCGGGGACGACGCCUGGAGGGUCUACUAUGACGACGUGGCCCAGGAAGUAGUGGACGAGUUCGCCAUGCGCUACGGGAUCGAGUCCAUCUACCAGGCCAUGACGCACUUUGCCUGUCUGUCGUCGAAGUACAUGUGUCCCGGGGUUCCCGCCGUGAUGAGCACCCUGCUGGCCAACAUCAACGCCUUCUACGCUCACACGACUGCCUCCACCAAUGUGUCCGCCUCCGACCGAUUCGCUGCUUCCAAUUUUGGGAAAGAACGCUUUGUCAAGCUCUUAGACCAGCUACACAACUCCCUGCGCAUCGACCUCUCAACCUACAGGAACCACUUCCCUGCCAGCAGCAAGGAUCGCCUGCAGGAUUUGAAAUCCACCGUGGACCUUCUAACCAGCAUCACCUUCUUCAGGAUGAAGGUCCAGGAGUUGCAGUCUCCGCCGAGAGCCAGCCAGGUGGUGAGGGACUGCGUCAAGGCCUGCCUCAACUCGACCUAUGACUACAUCUUCAACAACUGCCACGAGCUGUACAGCAGGCAAUACCAACCCGCCGACGCGAACAAGGAGGAGCUCCCUUUGGAGGAGCAGGGUCCGAGCAUCAAGAACUUGGACUUCUGGCCCAAACUCAUAAUGCUCAUCGUCUCCAUCAUCGAAGAGGACAGGAACUCCUACACGUCUGUGCUCAACCAGUUUCCCCAAGAGCUGAACGUGGGGAAGGUGUCAGCGGAGGUCAUGUGGACAUUGUUCGCUCAAGACAUGAAGUAUGCUAUGGAAGAGCACGAGAAGCAACGACUGUGUAAGAGCACCGACUACAUGAACCUGCACUUCAAAGUCAAGUGGCUCAACAACGAAUAUGUCAAGGAGCUGCCAAACUUUAAGGGCGUCGUUCCCGACUACCCGUCAUGGUUCUUACAGUUUGUGCUACAGUGGUUGGAGGAGAAUGAAGAUGUAUCUAUGGAGUUCAUGCAUGGAGCCCUCGAGAGAGACAAAAAAGAUGGAUUCCAGCAGACCUCUGAGCAUGCUCUGUUCUCCUGCUCUGUGGUGGACAUCUUCACCCAGCUCAACCAGAGCUUUGAGAUCAUCAAGAAACUGGAAUGUCCCGACCCUAACGUCAUGGCUCAGUACAGUCGCCGUUUCUCCAAGACUAUUACCAAAGUUCUUCUGCAGUACAGUGCCAUACUAACCAAGAGUUUUCCUACUUAUGUUGAUAAGGAGAAGAUUCCAUGUGUCCUGUUGAAUAAUGUGCAGCAGUUAAGAAUCCAGCUGGAGAAGAUGUUUGAGUCGAUGGGUGCCAAACAGAUGGACACCGAGGCCAGUGACUUGCUGAACAACCUGCAGGUGAAGCUGAACAACGUGCUGGAUGAGCUCAGCAGCACGUUCGGAACCAGUUUCCAGAGUCGCAUCAACGAAUGCAUGCGACAGAUGGCGUCGCUGCUGUACCAGAUCAAAGGGCCGCUCAACGACAACAACAAGAACCAGGUGGACGCCGACUCUGACAACAUGCUGCGGCCGCUCAUGGACUUCCUGGAUGGAAAGCUCACACUGUUUGCCACCGCGUGUGAGAAGACUGUGUUGAAGCGCGUGCUCAAGGAGCUGUGGAGGAUCGUAAUGAGCAGCCUGGAGAAGACCAUCGUCCUGCCACAGGGCAACGAUACCUUUGGAGCACAGAUUCUCUCGGCUGCGAAAGAAUUGGGCCAGCUCUCCAAACUCAAGGAUCACAUGGCAGGGGAGGCUAAAAGCCUGUCUCCCAGGCAGUGUGCUGUCAUGGACGUGGCACUGGACACUAUCAAGCAAUACUUCCAUGCGGGAGGCAACGGGCUAAAGAAGGCGUUCCUGGAGAAGAGCCCCGAGCUCUCCUCGCUCCGCCACGCCCUGUCCCUCUACACCCAGACCACAGACACGCUCAUCCAGACCUUUGUGACCACCCAGCAUGCACAAGUGCACAAUGGGAAGGGCAUACGGUUAACCCCCAGUGAAAAAGUACAGCCCAGCAAGGGUUCAGGCGUGGACAAGCCAAUAGGAGACGUGUCCGUCCAGAUCGAGCUGCACACUCAUCCCGGGAGCGGGGAGCGCAAGGUGACCAUCAAAGUGGUGGGCGCCUGCGAUUUAAAGUGGCAGACCUCAGGCAUGUUCCGGCCCUUCGUGGAGGUCACCAUGAUCGGGCCUCACCUCAGCGACAAGAAACGCAAAUUCCAGACCAAGUCCAAGAACAACAGCUGGUCUCCCAAGUACAACGAGACCUUCCACUUCGCCCUGGGUAAUCAGGAUGGCUUCGAGUGCUACGAGCUGCAGGUCUGCGUGAAGGACUACUGCUUUGGCCGCGUGGACCGGGUGGUGGGCGUGGCCGUGAUGCAGCUGAGGGACAUCACGGGGAGGGGCAACUGCGCGUGCUGGUGCCCGCUGGGCCAGCGCAUCCACAUGGACGACACAGGCCUCACGGCCAUGCGCAUCCUCUCGCAGCGCUCCAACGACGACGUGGCCAAGGAGUUCGUGAGGCUGAAGUCGGAGACGCGCUCAGCCGAGGAGGGCAGAUGAGGGGAACUGGAAGGGGGGGGGUUUAAAGACUAAAGACAGGGGGGACGGGACGGGAGGCCUCCUGGUUUCACGUCUAGAGACUCUUUUCAGCUGCUGCUGACUGUUGUCACCUUCAUGCCCGGGGGGACUUUUGGACAAACACUCCAUGUCCCCCAAAACACUCAAUGUAUUAACGGGGCUGUCACACACACGCACACACACACACACACACACACACACCUGCUCACUCGAGCUUCACACUCUUACUCUUGUCAUUCAAGUUGGCAGGGCCAAACAAAGUUCCCACGCCUCACAGGUGUUGUUGUGCAAUAACCCCCCACCCUCUCACCUGAACCCCCUCACACCCUGGCCGUGUUUUUUUAAUUAAUUUUGUUAUGCCUUACACUCUGCAAACUGUGAAUGUGUGAAGUAAAGAAAAAGUGCUCGGCCUCUUCUAAAAGCCGCACGGCUUCGUCUCAUAGAAAGAAAGGGUCUUCAGUCUGAUGAACAAUGGCCGGUCUUUUUACGGCCUGACAAUUAUUGAUCAUGAGCUGAUGAGAUAUCGUACCGCUUUGACGAGUCACGCCUCAGGAGGAGGUACUUCAACCUAUGACCCCUUAAACGUGCCCCUUAGUUUUGGUGGUUUUGUUAAAUGUGUGCCUUUUCAUGUGAACCUCCCGUGAUAUAUAUAUAUAUAUAUAUAUAUAUAU